ACUAUUACAUAAAUUUUAUAGGAUUUCAAUGUAGAUCCUCCUUUUUCUAAAUAAUAAUAAUAAUAAUAAAACAAAACGCAAAAAGAAAACCCUGCUCUCUCUCGUAACUCAACCGCCGUCACUGUCACAUCGCCGUCGUCUCUCAAGCUCUCUCGCCGUGCUGUGUUGUUCCCUGUCCCACUGCGUCGUUCUUGUAACAACAAGACAAAGCACCGACGAUAAGCUACGCGACUGCCUUUUUAACCCCAUAGCCCACUGUUUCAGUCGACAAUUGCUCCGCCGCGUGGAAUCCUACACGUCCCUGCCGCUGCAUCCAAACCGCUGGUAUAUCUCUUCAUCAUUUCAUGCCUUCCACUUUCAAUCCGUAUCUUUCUUUUAAAUCAUGAAUAACAUUGCUGGGAGACCACUUAAUGGAGUCGUAGUAGAAGAUGAUGAUGAAGAUGAGGCUAAUGGUGAUGGCCUUGAAGCCUGGGAGAGAGCUUAUACAGAAGAUAGAUCUUGGGAGUCUUUGCAGGAGGAUGAAUCUGGACUUCUUCGCCCCAUAGAUACUACUGCCAUUCACCAUGCCCAGUAUCGCAGGCGCCUUCGUGCUCUUGCUGCAACAGCAGCUACUGCACGAAUUCAGAAGGGUUUGAUACGAUACAUGUACAUUGUUGUAGACCUGUCCAAGGCAGCUUCAGAGAGGGACUUUCGGCCAAGUAGGAUGGCUGUGAUCGCGAAGCAGGUUGAGGCAUUUAUCAGGGAGUUCUUUGAUCAGAAUCCACUAAGUCAUGUUGGUUUGGUCACUACAAAAGAUGGGGUUGCUCAAAGCUUGACAGAUCUUGGUGGCAGUCCUGAGUCCCACAUCAAAGCUUUGAUGGGUAAACUAGAAUGCUCAGGUGAUGCCUCCCUACAAAACGCUCUAGAUCUUGUUCAUGACAAUCUAAAUCAAAUCCCAUCAUAUGGUCAUCGAGAAGUUCUGAUUUUAUAUUCGGCCCUCAGUACAUGCGAUCCUGGUGAUCUCAUGGAAACUAUCCAGAAAUGCAAAAAGAGUAAAAUAAGAUGCUCUGUCAUUGGUCUUGCAGCUGAAAUGUUUAUAUGCAAGCAUCUUUGCCAAGAAACUGGAGGAACGUAUUCAGUUGCACUAGAUGAGUCCCACUUUAAAGAGUUAAUUCUAGAGCAUGCUCCACCACCUCCAGCAAUAGCAGAGUACGCUACUGCUAAUUUAAUUAAGAUGGGUUUCCCGCAAAGAGCAGCUGAGGGUUCUGUUGCAAUUUGUACAUGUCAUGAGGAGGCAAAGACCGGAGGGGGAUAUACUUGUCCAAGAUGCAAAGUUCGUGUCUGUGAGCUUCCUACAGAAUGCCGCAUUUGUGGAUUGACCCUUAUUUCUUCGCCCCAUUUGGCAAGGUCGUAUCAUCAUCUCUUCCCUAUAGUGCCGUUUGUUGAGAUCUCUCCAUCGUCUCAAAAUGAUCCAAGCCACAAUUUUCCCAAUAUUUGUUUUGGUUGUCAAGAAAGUCUUCUUAGUCAUGGAAACAAGCCUGAACUUUCUGUCUCUUGUCCAAAAUGCAAACAACAAUUCUGUCUUGAUUGCGACAUCUACAUUCACGAGAGCUUACAUAAUUGCCCAGGCUGUGAGAGUUUCAGGCAUUCUAAGUCAGUUACUAUUGCCUAAUGAUUGUCAUCGACUAACACCCUCCGAUCACCUAAUCAAAAUGAAACAGGCAAUGCUUUGCAGCGCCUAAAACAUAAGUGUUAUUAUUUAUACAAGGGUGAUAUUUUUUUCUUUUCUUAUUUUAUACUGUAACAAAUUCUUAUAUUUUCCCUUCUUUUGUUCUCCGCUGGAAAUUGAAGCACAUGUAAUGUUAUUUUAAUCAAUGGAGGCUGACACUACUGUUCUUGCUAACUGAAUAUAUUUUUAAUAUUCAUUGCUAAAUUUGUUGUAAUA
Molecule: messenger RNA, 1924 nt
Organism: Cicer arietinum (chickpea)
Lineage: Eukaryota; Viridiplantae; Streptophyta; Magnoliopsida; Fabales; Fabaceae
Source: RefSeq, a predicted model, not a curated record